Molecule: messenger RNA, 2096 nt
Organism: Manacus vitellinus (golden-collared manakin)
Lineage: Eukaryota; Metazoa; Chordata; Aves; Passeriformes; Pipridae
Gene: PITX2
Product: paired like homeodomain 2
Exons: 3
Coding region: 1-1356 (451 amino acids)
Biological process (GO): regulation of transcription by RNA polymerase II; anatomical structure morphogenesis
Cellular component (GO): nucleus
Molecular function (GO): RNA polymerase II cis-regulatory region sequence-specific DNA binding; DNA-binding transcription factor activity, RNA polymerase II-specific
Source: RefSeq, a predicted model, not a curated record
AUGGCGACGGCGCUGGCGCCGGGGCAGGGGCGCUCCCCUGGAGUCCGCCAACACCGGCUGGAGGGCACACCCAUCCGACACCUCCAGCCCGCAGGGCCUGCAGGCGUAAGAGGGCGCGAGCGGCAGAGACCCCAGCCGAAGGGCGCCCCCGCCGUUCACUCUUCGACCCGGCGGGCAGGCGGCCCCGCAGCCCUGCGGACCGCGAUGCGCCGCCGCCCCUCUGCCCGGGGUCGCCCCGCACCCGAGCCGAGAUACGUUUCGUGGUUUUUCGCAUGGGAGAAUAGUGUGGAUGCAGAUAGGUGGAACGCUUGCAUACGGAGAGGCGGCUCAGUCCCGCUGUCCCGGCGGCGGCGGUUCCACCGGGAGGAGCCGCUCGUGAGUGCCCGCGGGCGCGGAGGGGCCGCGGCGGCGGGAGGCCGGCGUUGGUUAAUCAUUACAGCGCCGAGUCGCGUUCGGGGCAAUCUGCGGGAUACAGCAGUGCUGGGGACAAGCCCUUCCCCAGCCGCUGGUGAGGAGGCUGAGGAGGCUGAGGCGCCCUCGUUUUUCGCCUUGGUUUUUUUUUUUUUGUUCACCCCCCCCCCCCCAGAGAAAGAUAAGAGUCAACAGAGCAAGAACGAGGAUGCGGGGCCCGAGGACCCCUCCAAAAAGAAGAGGCAGCGACGGCAACGGACUCACUUCACCAGCCAGCAGUUGCAGGAGCUGGAGGCCACCUUCCAGCGGAAUCGCUACCCAGACAUGUCCACCCGGGAGGAGAUCGCCGUUUGGACCAACCUUACCGAGGCCAGGGUUAGGGUUUGGUUCAAGAACCGCAGAGCCAAAUGGAGAAAGAGAGAAAGGAACCAGCAAGCCGAGCUAUGCAAAAACGGCUUUGGUCCACAGUUUAACGGCCUCAUGCAACCCUAUGAUGACAUGUACCCUGGCUACUCGUACAACAACUGGGCGGCCAAGGGCCUGACCUCCGCUUCCCUCUCCACCAAAAGCUUUCCUUUCUUCAACUCCAUGAAUGUCAACCCUCUGUCUUCUCAGAGCAUGUUCUCCCCUCCAAACUCCAUCUCCUCCAUGAGUAUGUCUUCAAGCAUGGUACCCUCUGCAGUCACCGGGGUCCCUGGCUCCAGCCUCAACAGCCUGAAUAACUUGAACAACUUGAGCAAUCCCUCCCUGAAUUCUGCAGUGCCAACGCCAGCCUGUCCUUAUGCUCCUCCAACGCCUCCGUAUGUUUAUAGGGACACAUGUAACUCGAGCUUGGCGAGUCUGAGACUUAAAGCCAAGCAGCACUCCAGUUUUGGCUAUGCCAGUGUGCAGAACCCCGCUUCCAACCUGAGUGCUUGCCAGUACGCGGUGGACAGACCCGUGUGAAACAUUCAAGUAGGAAACACUGCAUGGGAAUCCCUUCCCAUUUCCCGCAGAGACUGAGAAUUUCACUAGAAAGUAAUGGGCACUAGAGAGAAAGAGAAAGGAAGAAAAAUCAGACAGAGUCAGAGAAAGAGGAAGAGACAAAGAGAAAGAGGAAAAAAAGAGGAAACCACUGAAAUAAGAUAGUUCCUUUGUUUUCAAAGGACCUCCUACAGAUUCUGAGAUCUUUCUUUCACUAAGAGUAUUUCAACAGUUACAAGGACAUAUAUAUAUAUAUGGACAAAUGUUUGACUGGAUAUGAUAUGACAUUUUAAUGUUACUAUAAGCUUGUUAUUUUUUAAGUUUAGCAUUGUUAACAUAAAAAUGACUGAAAGGAUGUAUAUAUAUCGAAAUGUCAAAUUAAUUUUAUAAAAGCAGUUGUUAGUAAUAUCACAACAGUGUUUUUAAAAGGUUAGGCUUUAAAAUAAAGCAUGUUACACAGAAGCGAUUAGGAUUUUUUCGCUUGCAAGCAAGGGAAUGUAUAUACUAAAUGCGACACUGUAUGUUUCUAACAUAUAAUUAUUAAAAAAAAUUGUGUGAAUAUCAGUUUUAGAAUAGUACCUCUGGUGGAUGCAAUGAUGUUUCUGAUAUUGCAAUGUAAAACAUGCCCUGUGUAUAACAUUUCGUACAAUAUUAUUGUUUUACUUUUCAGCAAACAUGAAAAAAAAUGUGUUUUAUUUCAUGGGAGUAAAAUAUACAGCAUA